This is a messenger RNA of Meloidogyne enterolobii, 765 nucleotides long. NCBI's taxonomy places the organism in Eukaryota, Metazoa, Nematoda, Chromadorea, Rhabditida, Meloidogynidae. The record is from the annotation of a GenBank genome assembly.
AUGAAAUUUGCUAGUUUUUUAAUCGUUUCAAUCUUCACUUGGAUAUUAUGGACAUCUGUUAAAACUACUAUUCCAACUCAAAAAGGAUUAGCUGAUGGAGAAGUUUACACGGCAGAGGAUCUCACUAAAACAUCGAAUGAUGGGACGGAAUCAUCUGCCAAUCCUCAAACUCAAAAUUAUGAAGAAAAUUUAACAAAAAAGGGAAGAUAUGGAAAUAAAGGAGUAGAAAAAGUGUUUAACAGAAGUGAAUGUAAUAAAAAAUAUUACCAAAAAAAUAAAGAAAAAAUAAAUGAAUAUCAGCAAACUUACUAUAAAAGGAAUAGAAGCGAAAGAAUUCAAUAUCAGAAGAGUUACUACCAAAAGAAUAUUGAGACGGAACUGAAAAAACGGAAAAUAUAUCACUAUAAUCAUAAGGAAAAGCUGAAUGAAUACAAGCGAAAAUGGCGACAAGAAAAGAAAAAAUCUGAUCAUAAUGAAGGAACUUCAUUUGUUAAUCCACAGACUGACAAUUUUAAUAAUAAAGGUAAAUUACCAAUUGUUUGUCAGGAGAGUUUUCAGGAAGGAAAUCUUUUUAAUCAAGGGGAGGAAGAAUGCAAUAAUGGCGAGGAUGAGCAAAAUCAAAUCGAGGUAGAAGAGCCAAAUAAAAUUAUUGAAGAUAACACAAAUCACAUAGAUUUAAAUAAAAAACUUUAUUCUUUUGAUCUAAACGAAAAACCUUUUGAUCUGAACGAGAUGCCUGAGGAUGAAGAAUUGGAAAAUUAUUAA